AUCUCCUUCAUCGUCUUCCACCAUAACCACCACCAUGGCUUCCUCUCUCACUUCCUCUCUCUCCUCCACCUUCUCCACCCUCUCUCUCCGCCGCUUCUCUCUCCUCCCCACCCACCAUCACCCCACCUCUCUCUCCCUCUCAAAACCCCUCAAUUUCCCCUCAAUCAAAACCCAAGCAACCGACAUUGACACCACAUUCUUCGACAACGUUGACCCAGAUGAAAUCACCACCUUUGACCCGCCGGAAAAGCCCGACGACUUCGUUGCUCCGCCGUCGUUCGACGAGGGCCCGCAGGAGACUGAAGAACAGAUCGCUAGAGCGUAUGAGGAGCUUUACGGACCCGCGUAUAGUGGUGAAAGUGUGUUGGGGAAUGAUGUUUAUGUGAUGGAUUCGAAGGUUAAGAAGACGAGUGCAUUUGGGAAAGUGAAGAAAGAUAAAGUUAGAGAUGGGUUUGAAGAGAGAGUUGUUCAGGUAAGAAGGGUGACAAAGGUGGUGAAAGGUGGUAAGCAAUUGCAUUUUAGGGCAGUAGUGGUGGUUGGUGACAAGAAAGGGCAAGUUGGUGUCGGAGUGGGUAAAGCUAAAGAGGUGGUUGCCGCCGUUCAGAAAUCUGCCACCAAUGCACGCAGGAAUAUAAUCACUGUUCCUAUGACCAAAUACUUGACCUUUCCUCACAGGUCCGAUGGAGACUAUGGUGCAGCCAAGGUGAUGCUAAGACCAGCAUCUCCAGGUACGGGUGUGAUUGCAGGUGGUGCGGUUAGAAUCGUGUUAGAAAUGGCGGGUGUUGAAAAUGCUUUGGGGAAACAACUCGGAAGCAACAAUGCCCUUAACAAUGCUAGAGCAACUGUCGUGGCGGUUCAACAAAUGAGACAGUUUAGUGAAGUUUCUCGUGAUCGUGGGAUCCCGAUGGAAGAACUCUGGAAAUGAUCAAAACAAAUGUGUAGAAAUAUACAAUUUGUAUUGUUUUUUGUAAAAUGUUAUUAUUCCGAGUUCGGUUUUUUUUUAGCGUCGGAAGUUUCUGUUGUUAUCAAUAACAAUGGUACUGGCUGAUAUCUUUCGAGUUUGCAAUGUUGAAUAUCUUUUCAUGUCGGAGCUUCAUAAAUGGUACUAAAGUAUUUUUUUCUA
Helianthus annuus (common sunflower) is the source of this 1123-nucleotide messenger RNA. Its product is annotated as 30S ribosomal protein S5, chloroplastic. The record is from RefSeq and is a predicted model, not a curated record. NCBI's taxonomy places the organism in Eukaryota, Viridiplantae, Streptophyta, Magnoliopsida, Asterales, Asteraceae. The transcript is spliced from 3 exons. Gene Ontology annotation, molecular function: structural constituent of ribosome; RNA binding. Gene Ontology annotation, biological process: translation. The coding region runs from base 35 to 925 and encodes 296 amino acids. Gene Ontology annotation, cellular component: mitochondrial small ribosomal subunit; ribosome.